GAUUUCUUAAUAAGUGCAUGAUGCUAUAUACUAAAGUGCACAAGAACACAAAAUUUAAGCAAAUUCGUUCUCUAUUUAUGAAAUUCGCUGAGCGAUCUGUCAAAUCAUUGGUCCCCCAGCGAUAGCUACCUGUAGUGGAAAGAAGGUGUCCAAAGCUGUUUAGCUGAAUGACAUGACGAAUAAUGGAAACGUGCAUGUGUUCCUCUCUACCAAUGUGAAGAAAUUGUAACGUCCCUAUUUAUGCACCAUUUCAAGUAAAGCUGUUGGCUAUGGGGGAGAUAGUAAUAUAAAUCAUGUCGUUAGAAAUUUUACAUCAUAACUUUACAUCAUUCCCUCUCCUACUGCUGUUGUGUCGAAGGAAGCCACAGCACCCGAGCUGUUAACAAGCAGCAUACAGAAGUCGGGAAGAGUAACUGAUCCACAUGUCUCAUAUGGCCCCCUUCGGUCAGUAUUAACCAUGGUAAAAUCCUAAUCGAUCCACAUGUAUGGUGAUGGCAUACUAGUUAGGAUGGUUGAACAUGUGUGAUCUUACCAUAAUCAAUAAACAUCAACGUGUGGAACAGCUCGGACAACAACAAAAAACAGGAGCAAGUAAAAAAAACAAUGUUAAUUGAGUCUUUUCACCUACAUAAUCGAUUAAUACUGUUAGUCAUAAGUUUAUCAAAAAAUAUACAUUCUUCUGUUCUUUUGUUUAGUUAUCAAUUGGGCCUUCGUUAAGCUUAGUAAAUCCAUGUAUGCACUAACGCGCAUGCAGUUCGUUCACCUCCUGCCUUAAUCAUUUACAACUCCCCAAGAUCAUGUAUUUAGACGGCGGAUACUUCGGUGAGCGUCCAUUGGGUCAUGUUUUUUUAGAGGUAAACGCCUCCAUUUUCGAUCGCUGGUGUGCGUAGCCCUCAGGAACUCCCCUCUGGUUCAACAAUGAUCCGCCCCUGCUGCACCUCUCACAGUGCGCUGGAUUGUUGGGAGCCGCACACAGAAAAGCCUGUCCUUGUUUUCAUUAUUCACGUCCUUCAAGAUUCAAUCGCCAGCGCGGGUCCUGUGAUUGGAUUUUGUGACUGGUGGUGUUUUAACAAACGCUUUGAUUUGUUCCUCUGGGUAACGUUGCUCAGGGCAACGGUUCCGUGUUUCUGAGGUAAACAAUAUAAAAUGGGAAAGUAGCCUGGAAUCAAAUUAGGGAUUUUCUCACACAUGAAACCGGGCCUGGAUGUUUCAGUCGGAGGUGCAUUCUGUCUGAACCUGAUCCGCCAUGAAGCGAGGCGGUUUGCAGAGGAGAGCUGCAAAUAGCAGAGUACUGUAACGGUUGAUUAGAGAGGCCUGGUUGAACUGUCAUUGUCGACAAGGGGCAUUCCGUUGUUGUGUUCGCGGUCCGUGGUGGGGCCCGUGCUCCGCUUUCGUGUACUCAACAGGUACUCACAGUAUUACCGUCGGGGCAAUUCGCAGCAACUAACAAUUAGUCGCGCUCAGGAGUGGAGUAAAACGUGAUGAAGACAAUGCUGUAAACGCGUGAUAUCGCCGGACGCCUUGCAUGGGUAAACUGUGUGGUGAGUGCAGUCCGGACCAGGUCCAAUCACGAUGCAUGUCUCAACCCAGCCUACAAUCGAUCACGGAGCAAUAUUUCGUGCUGCAGACCGCUGACAGGUAGUCGAAGCGUCUUCUUUGACAGAGACCAUCUGUGUACGCCCGUCAAGACAGACAGACCGCUUGUAGUACAGCAGUGCUGGUAGUUAUCCCUGCCGCGCGCACUGUGUUGGCCAUGGCAGCCGGGGAGGACGGCGCGCUCAGUCGGGAGGCCGUGUUGGACUACCUGGACUCGCACCCGGAAUUUGCUGGGGAGUAUGUUUCGCGGGCGCGGGCUACGCAGGGCCGGGAUGGCGUCCCGAUCGUCAACUGGCAGGCACAACAGCUGUUCUCCCGCCGAAGAGGCUCCCGCCACUUCGACCAGCACCCUGAGACCGCCCUCGGCGUGUCGACCUUCUUCCCGAGGCGGCCCCUCUCUCCCGCGCGGCGUUACAACUUGAGGAAACGAUCUCCCAGGAAACAGCCGUCACUAGAGAAACUCUCCAAACUUAACGAGCUGGAUUUGAUGCUGGAGCUGAUCAGGGACAUUGCCAAUGAACUGGACAUGACCAACCUAUGCCACAAGAUUCUGACCCAUGUUGGAAUCCUGACCAACGCCGACAGGUGCAGCCUGUUCCUGGUGAAGGGAAGCAGAGACAACAAGUUCCUGGUGUCCCGGCUGUUUGACGUGACCCCCGACUCGUCCGUGGAGCAGGCCAUGAACGCCACCGGCUCGCACGAGAUCCGCGUCCCCUUCGGCUGUGGGAUCGUCGGUCAUGUGGCCAAGACCAAGGAAACAGUCAACAUCAGGAAUGCUUACGAAGACCCCCGGUUUAACCGCACGGUGGACCAGCGGACAGGGUACCACACCCACUCCAUCCUGGCCAUGCCCAUCUGCAGCGCGGAUGACGAGGUGUUGGGCGUGGCACAGAUCAUCAACAAGGCCACGGGCGGUCACGAGUUCACAGACAAGGACGAGGAGGUGUUUAGGAACUACCUGACAUUCUGCGGUAUCAGCAUCGCCAACGCUCAGAUGUUCGAGAUGUCGAUCACGGAGUACAAGCGGAACCAGAUCCUCCUCCAGUUGGCGCGAAACAUCUUUGAGGAGCAGACGUCUGUGGACAAGGUGGUGCACAAGAUCAUGAAGGACGCGCAGGACCUGCUGAAGUGCGAGCGGUGCUCCGUCUUCCUGACUGAAGAUCUUCAUGAGCAGUUUUCGCUACUGUUCGAAUCACAGAGAAGACGGCGCCAGUCUCUGGACCUCAGUGCGCACCCCAGUACUGAACCCCCUCGACUCUCCGCGGGCAUUCCCAAAACCUCUGCCCAGGGUGUGGACUUUUCCAAAAUCUUUGACCUGGUCUCAGGUAAUGAUGCGGACAAAGGCGUCCAGUCCCCUAGUGCCUCCACGGUGGCGUGGCUGUUAGAGAGCGGACUGGCCAAGCACGUGGCGUCUACUGGUGAGGUUUUGAAUUUACAGAACACUGGGGAGGAUUCACGGUUCCAGUUUACGGAAGAAGCAGAGACGGGGUUCCGGAUCAAAAGCGCCCUCUGUCUGCCGAUCUACAACCGGGAGAGGAAGAUCAUCGGAGUCGCGCAGCUUCUGAACAAGCACAACAACGAGCUGUUCGACGAAAACGACGAGGGUAUGUUCGAGGCGUUUGCAAUCUUCUGUGGCCUGGGCAUUCACCACACCCAGAUGUACGAGAACGUCUGCAGGCUCAUGUCCAAACAGAAGGUGGCGCUGGAAGUGUUGUCCUACCACGCAACCGCGCGGGAAGAGGACGUGGGAAAACUUCUGAGUACUAUUUCACAGACCGCGCAGAUGCCUGCAGCCACGAAGAUUGGACUUUACGACUUCCGCUUCAACGACUUCGUCAUGAGCGAGGACGAGACCAUCCAGGGGGCGGUCCGCCUCUUCCUGGAGUGCGACCUCGUCAAUAAGUUCCGCGUGCCUUAUGACGUGCUGUGCAGGUGGGUUUUGAGUGUGAAGAAGAACUACCGACCGGUGACUUACCACAACUGGCGCCACGCCUUCAACGUCACACAGACCAUGUUCGUCAUUCUGAAGACGGCGCCCUUUUCGUCCAUGUUCUCUGACGUGGAGAUUUUCGCCAUGAUGACCGCCAGCCUGUGCCACGACCUGGACCACAGAGGGACCAACAACGCCUUCCAGUCAAAAAUCGAGUCUCCUCUGGGCCGGCUGUACAGCACUUCUACCAUGGAACACCAUCACUUCGACCACAGCAUCAUGAUCAUGAACAGCGAGGGUAACAACAUUUUCCAGUCUCUGUCGGAUGAAGAUUACAGGCAGGCCAUGUCCAUCCUAGAGGACAGCAUUCUAUCAACUGAUCUGGCACUCUAUUUCAAAAAGCGGGGGUCCUUCAUCAGCAGAGCUCAGGGUGGCGCCACUGAUUGGACUGUGGAAGACAACAAAAGUCUCCUGAGAGCCAUGAUGAUGACUGCGUGUGAUGUGUCUGCCAUCUGUAAGCCAUGGGAGGUGCAGAAAAAGGUUGCAGAGCUGGUGUACAGUGAGUUUUUCCAACAGGGAGACAUCGAGAGGACCAAACUUCAUCAGAAGCCUAUUGACAUCAUGGACAGGGAAAAGAAGGACGAACUGCCAAAGAUGCAAGUGGGAUUCAUUGACAGCAUAUGUAUGCCACUGUAUAAGGUGAUGGCAGAGAAGUGGCCAAGUCUCCACCCCCUGUACGAGGGCUGCAGGACCAACAGGGACCACUGGCAGGCUCUGUCUCAGCAGAAAACAACCAUCGUUCUACCAGAACAGACUGAUACCACAUCCACUGGGAAACGCCUUGCUUCUACAUCCAGCACAGAUGACAACCACUCGGAAACAAGUACAUCAGACACUGGUCACUCAACAAUACAAACUUCUGAAAUCAACUUGAGUGGAAAACUAGCUGUAUCAAGCAGAGAAUGUUCUACUACAGACAUUGUGGACAAGAGUGCAGACUUUACUUCCAAAAAAACACCUUUAGAACACUUAAUUCUAGCUAAUAAACCUAAAGUGGCCCAAGAUACAGACAUCCAAAGAAUUUGUGAGGAAAAAAGAAAGGAGAUAAGCUGGAAAAGAUACACUCCAGCAGAUUCUAAGGGACAGCGAAUAGUCCAGGAAGCCGCUCUGAAGCCUCGACAUGCCCGGGAGGAAAUUGUUUCACAUGGACAGAGGACGUCCUCCCAGCCACAGCAGCUGUGUAAGAAGAUCAGUAGGAUCAGUCUCCACUGUACAGAUCUGGAAGAUGUACCAAGGGAACAUAUUCACAACAGUAGAGUCUGUGCUAUUCUGUGACUGUUGCACAAUCAACCAAUGAAAUUGUCUUGUACUAAACAUGUGCAAGUCCAUAGGAAUAUGAAAAUUAAACUGAUACGACGAAAAAUGCUUGUAAUGAGAAGCUUUCACCAGGCAUCCGCCAUGCUUUCUUCAGCUUUGGGGGGUCAUGUGGCAUGAGGGUUGGAGGUCCCUCUCUCUCAGUCCAGUUGGGAAAGUACUGACGGCCUAUGGUAGCACCUUUGAAUUGCUUGUUACUAGUACCUUAGUAUCUUAGGCAACACCAUCAUCAUUCUCACAGUACAAUGUCUCUCAAUCAUCUACUCUCAACUAACAAAAUUGAUGUACUACAACCUAACACACCUGUACUGCAUGCCUGACAAUACAUGUGUACCUAUUAACAUUUUGGCACAAUUCAUGACACAACUGUGUCAACAGGGUAGGUCUGUAGGUUUUAUAGUUGUUCUCACUACAAUGUUCCAGAAGGUAGAUACAUGUAUAACACUUCAAGUCACUGCCAGUAUGUCAGAUGACCACCCAGGACCUGGAUGGUAACAUUACUGCACAUUCUGGAUGAAUAUUUUUGGGGUACCGGUAGUGGUCUCUUACAGGUAUUUCUGAGUGGUCUUUCAGACAUUCAUCAGUUAUAGCAGCUAAAAAAUGUACAAGACAUGUUUCAGUGUGUUGGCAUUAUGAUGUAUUAUAGAAAACAAGACUAUGAGAAGGCUGUAACCAGAAGUACAUGUGGUGGGGAGGGGUAGUGUACUCCAAAAUGAGGUAUAUAGCGACAGUAUAACUGUACUAGUUCCUAAAGAAUAAGAACUAUAUGUCUGUCUUUGUUUGUUUCUUGUGGGAAAAUUACUACUCACAAAAAUGGAUAUACACAUGUAAUGCAUUCAUGAAAGCAUAACCAAUGCAGUUGGAGCCCCUUGAAGAUGGUAUAUUUGUACUUGGCACAUUGUUGUGGCUAAUUUUUGUGGACAACUGAGAAUAGUGUACAGGUCUGAAGAAAUUCAUCUGCUAUGAAUGUGACCCUAAGAUAACCACACAGUCAUAUAAAUUUAACAUAUUACACAUACCCAGUAAAAUGGUUUAAGUAAAACCAUUGGUAGCCUUUGCCUGUGCUCCCAUUAUGUGACAAUACCGAAAACCAAAAUUCUGAUCAUGCAUGAAUGAUAUAAAUGUUUAACCACAUACUUCACUUCUGUAACAGGAGAGAGGGCAGGGUUUCUGUGGUAUAAUUCAUUUUCAAACAUUCCUCGGAUCUUCUUGACACUUUAGAAAACAGUGUACAGUAGCAUGAUCUAAGACAUGACAAUGGUGCUGUCUCAAGCACGUAAAACUAGUUCUAGCUACCUUUGGUAAAUGGCCUUGGGAUCUUCACUCAGUGUUUUGUCUUCCAGAAAAGCACUGGUGCAUAUUUUCUUCUCAUUGACAUUGAUGUGUUCUUCAACUAUUCCUAAGUUAUUUUCAUAUGACCUCAGAGAACCUCAUCUAGACAGGGAAGGUACAUGUACCUAAAGUUGUGGAAUAUAGGUGACAUAUGUAAGCAUAUGUGACGUAGGUAAGCAUAAUUUUUAUUCUAGCUAAUCGCAAAUUGCCUUCUAGCAAAUGUACAAGACUGUCUGGUAUGGAAAUCACAGCCUGUUAUUUUGAACUGUAUAGAAAGUCUAAGACCAGUAUUAAAGUGCAUCUUUGUCCGAAUGUA
Messenger RNA from Branchiostoma floridae (Florida lancelet), 6548 nucleotides. Its product is annotated as cGMP-specific 3',5'-cyclic phosphodiesterase-like. The record is from RefSeq and is a predicted model, not a curated record. Gene Ontology annotation, biological process: signal transduction. NCBI's taxonomy places the organism in Eukaryota, Metazoa, Chordata, Leptocardii, Amphioxiformes, Branchiostomatidae. Bases 1754 to 4861 code for a protein of 1035 amino acids. Gene Ontology annotation, molecular function: protein binding; 3',5'-cyclic-nucleotide phosphodiesterase activity. The transcript is spliced from 24 exons.